UAGAGCCUGGGGGCCUGGAGCAGGAUCAAGAACCACCUCCUUUAGGAAACCCCGAGUGGUGGCAGUGGCAGCGGCGGGGGAGGGAGCAGGCAGUGGUCCCUGCACUCAGUGCUGGCUGUUGUGAGGCUCAUGGGAGCCGGACCCGGCCACCCUUCUCCUCUCUCAGGGAUCAGGCGGGUAAUCCUCCCCAGCGGAAGCCUGUAGAGGUGUGCUUCGCUGGUCCCACAGUCUUUCCUAGGAGAGAAAUGGCUACGUCCUGAGCCCAUGGACCCUCUGCCCAGUGGCACCUGGGAAAUCCAGCGGAGGCAGGAGCUGUGGGCUGGCAUGGUUCUGAGAUUCGUUCUGGAAAGUCUUCCACUCCACCAUGUGCCUAGGGAACUAGACGCCUAGUCAAACUUACUCAAUUUUCAAUCUUCAGAGAAAAUUAGGAAUUGAGUUUUAUUAUAAUCAAGAGCUACAGGCUUCACUGAGGCACAGUUUGGGGGAAUAAGGGCCCAGGGAGAUGGCCCUCACCUGCCUGUUGAGCACGACUCUUGGGACCCCUGGGUGCGGGGAUCUACCCAUCGAAACUGAGCUGCUGCAGCUCAUCCUAGACCAGUAUUUCUCCACAUUUAAAAAUUCACGGCCCACUAAAAACGAUAAAAAACAUUCCAUGCCCUUUUUUGUAUUUUAUGAUGCAAAAGAUCAUAGGUUCUUUCUCAUUUUCCAAAUACAAAGUUAUGACAUCAACCAUUGUGCAUUUUCUUAGCACAAAGCCCUCUCUCCCCUAGUUGCGAAUUGCUGCCUAAGACCUUGAAAACCCACAGGUCACUCCAGGGCAGUGUCUGAGCGCCUGGGGUCCCAGAGAUGCUGCCCCUUUCUGUCCUGCAGCUCUGGUCCCCUGGCCGCAGAAGACAGGUGGACAGAAGCUCAGGUGCCGCUCGGGGGAAACCGGGAGAGACUUUGGCACAUAGUUUCCAGCCCCCCAGGGUCCUGCCUGCAGAUGAACAAUCAAUAGAACUCUGGCUCCCGGGAGCCGGGUUGUAGCUGGGGAAGCAGACACAGGCUGUUUAACCAACAACAAACAGUCCUGCCAUCCACAGACGCACACACACACCCACACAGUCAGACGGGCUGUCUCACCCUCCCCUCCAGACCUGUGCACAGACACGCGCACGCUGGCGCCCGGAGCCCUGCCGGCAGCCCACGGCAGAUCACCGUCUGGAGUGACUGACGCACCCCCCCCCACAAGCCCCGGGCCUCUGCGCCCAUCAGCUCCUCCCCUCCCUCCCCUUUCCCUGAGGCGUGCGCUGCCUCUUUGAAACCCAACUCAGGGCUGUGCUCUGUGACCCACAAAGGGUUCCGAUUGUGGCCAUUCAGUGGCCUUUCCCCAGGGAAGGGAGGGGAGAUGAGACAGAUGGGCGGCUUGUCCUGCUGCGGCCACCAAGAGAAGCCCUCGGCUGGCCAGUAACGAGCCAGCACGGUUCCCACCCAGCCGGCUGCUCAGUGCCUUAACCUCUCCCUAACACAGCCCCAUGGAGGCUCUGUGGCCUCGCCCCAUGGGGCGCCUCCCUCAGUUCUCUGGUCCCCUUUCGCACUUCCAGGCUGGUGUCCCCUCCUGGCGCCCCACUGACUGUCCUGCCUUUUCCCAGGCCCUCUGCCUUCCCCUGUCACAAGCUGUUGUUCCCAGGCUUUGCUCUCUCCUUGUUUUUCCAUGGGCAUGCUUUGUCCUCCGGCCUGAUCGUGAGCUCUUCAAGUGCAGAGAGCAUGUCUUUGCUUUCCUGGUGACGGGUGCCCAGAGCAGAGCUCAGCACACACAGGACAGUCACUAGACACUUGGCAAGUUAGUUAUUUGCAGCCCAGGACACACCCGCUAGUCCCCUCUGUGUGUCCCUCUCCUCCGCAAUAACCCUGCGUUCUCCACUUCGGAGGGCUUGCCUGCACCCCUGCUCUCCAUGUCCCUGUGCAGUUUCAACCCCAGAUGCCUCCUUACAACUUCACUGGCUUUUUGUCAGCAUCUCCCUGCCUCUGCCCACACGGUGGGCCCUGCCACAGGAGGGUGGGGACUGGCAGGACCUAGAGGAGUUAGACGCUCCCUCACUGGGCCAUGGCUCCCGGGGAAGGAAGUGCGUUGGGGAAGGCACCGAGGUAGACGAAGUCUGGCUGGGAAAGCUCUUGGAGGGUGUGGACUUGACGUUGCUACUUAGGAGAGCCUGGUCUUUGGUCAGAGGAGCCCUUCUCUCCUUCCUACCCCCAGAGACCCAGGGCUUCGCCUCCAGAGGGUCAGGGCCAAAGUGAGGUUCACGUCUGAGAUGCAUAGUCACAUCGGGAUCCCUUGUGUUGAGUGGGAUGCACAAAGCCAGCUGCUGCUUUUGGGAGAUUGAGGGUCUCACCUGGGGAGUAUUUGGAGGUCCCAGAAGGAAUCUCACCCUGGAGCAUCUUUUCCCUGAGGCCUCAGAGCCUAAAGUUUCACUGGGUGCCCCCCCCCCGCAUCAAACAGAUGUAUCAGUGAAGGCCAGAGCGAAACCGCGGGUGGGUUGCAAUUGCAGAUCUAGAGUUAGUACCAGGGUGCCCUGCCUUCUCUCCACCACCAGCGCAGAUUGCCUGGUGCCAGCUCUCCACCCCUGCUCCUGGUGGGCUGAACUGGGCCUCGCUGGGUGCUGUGGUCCCAACGGUGCCAUGGAGUAGAAGGGGCUGGUCUGAAUAACUCCCCACUUCCCUCUGCUCCUCAACAUCCCUGUCCCAUCGUCUCCUGUCUCUCCCUCUGGUGUUCGGUUGACCUGUUCUCUGCUUCUCCUCCUUCUGGCCGCGUGAGGACCCCUCCUCUGGACAGGAGCUCUCUCCUGGGUUCCCGCCUGCCGCGCCCGCUUGUGGCCGCCAACUAGGUGACUGUGUGCUGGCUGGACGAGGCCGGGGCCAGUUCCACGCACUGCCUCUCCCCACAGGCUGAGCAUGCCGGGGUCCGUACCUACUUCUUCAGUGCCGAGAGCCCCGAGGAGCAGGAGGCCUGGAUCCAGGCCAUGGGGGAGGCUGCCCGGGUACAGAUCCCCCCAGCCCAGAAGUCGGUGCCCCAAGCUGCGCGCCACAAUCUCCCCACCACCACCCAACUCCAUGCUGGGCUGGAGUCCCUGACAACAUCUCCCUUGGCAUCCCGCAGCCACGAGAAGCCAGACUCGGAGAACAUCCCACCUAGCAAACACCACCACCAGCCGCCGCACAACAGCGUCCCCAAGUCUGAACCGGAGGCCAAGACUCGAGGGGAGGGUGAUGGCCGGGGCUGCGAGAAGGCGGAGCGGAGGCCCGAGAGGCCAGAAGUCAAGAGCGAGCCCCUGGUGAAAGCCAAUGGCGUCCACGCCGGCCCAGGACCAGGCUCGGAGCCCGGCAGCCCUUACCCCGAGGGCCCAAGGGUCCCCGGGGGUGGGGAGCGGCCCGCCCAGCCCAACGGCUGGCAGUACAGCUCCCCCAGCCGGCCAGGGAGCACAGCCUUCCCGCCUCAGGACUCAGAGAGGGGGGGGCACCGGCAGAGCUUCCCGCCACGAGUCAACCCCGACAAGAUCGCCCAGCGCAAGAGCUCCAUGAACCAGCUUCAGCAGUGGGUGAACCUGCGCCGAGGGCUGCCCCCUCCUGAAGACCUUCGGAGUCCCUCCAGGUUCUACCCCGUGUCCCGUAGGGUCCCUGAGUAUUACAACCCCUACUCCUCCCAGUACCCUGACGACUACCAGCCCUACCCGCCAGGCGUGCGGCCCGACAGCAUCUGCUCGAUGCCGGCCUACGAUCGGAUCAGCCCGCCCUGGGUGCUGGAGGACAAGCGUCACUCCUUCCGGAACGGAGGCGGCCCCGCCUUCCAGCUGCGUGAGUGGAAGGAGCCUGCUGGCUAUGGGCGGCAGGACGGCACCGUCUGGAUCCCCAGCCCCUCCCGGCAGCCCGUCUAUUAUGAUGAGCUGGAUGCUGCCUCCGGCUCCCUGCGCCGCCUGUCCUUGCAGCCCCGUUCCCACUCCGUGCCCCGCUCGCCCAGCCAGGGCUCCUACGGCCGCGCCCGCAUUUACUCCCCCGUCCGCUCACCCAGUGCCCGUUUUGAGCGGCUGCCACCUCGCAGUGAGGACAUCUAUGCUGACCCUGCUGCCUAUGUGAUGAGGCGAUCCAUCAGCUCCCCUAAGUAUGAUUACCUGGGAGACAGGCGGCCAGUCCCUGCAGGGCUGUUCCCCUACAACUACCCGCCGUCCCCCACGGUCCACGAUAAGAUGGAUGAACUUUUAGACCUUCAAUUGCAAAGAAACCUAGAGUAUUUGGAUCAGCAGAUGAGUGAGAGUGAGACUCUCAUCAGUAUGGUGAACCACAUGGUGGAAAACUCCUCCCCCAGGGCCCAGCUCUUCAUGCAAGUCCCUCCGUACCCAGAAGUGUUCCGGGACAGCCUCCACACCUACAAGUUAAACGAGCAAGACACAGAUAAGCUGCUGGGCAAGUUAUGUGAGCAGAACAAGGUGGUGAGGGAGCAGGACCGGCUGGUGCAGCAGCUCCGAGCUGAGAAGGAGAGCCUGGAAAGUGCCUUGAUGGGGACCCACCAGGAGCUGGAGAUGUUUGGAAGCCAGCCCGCCUACCCGGAGAAGCUGCUGCACAAGAAGGAGUCGCUGCAGAACCAGCUGAUCAACAUCCGGGUGGAGCUGUCGCAGGCCACUACGGCCCUGGCGAACAGCACCGUGGAAUACGAGGGCCUGGAGUCAGAGGUCUCCGCCCUGCAUGACGAGCUCUGGGAGCAGCUCAGCUUGGACCUCCAGAAUGAGGUGCUCAGCCGGCAAAUCCAGAAGGAGAUCUGGAGGAUCCAGGAUGUGAUGGAGGGGCUGAGGAAGAAUAACCCCUCCCGGGGCACAGACACGGCCAAGCACAGAGGAGGACUUGGCCCCUCAGCCACCUACAGCUCCAACAGCCCCGCCAGCCCUCUCAGCUCCGCCAGCCUCACCAGCCCCCUGAGCCCCUUUUCGCUGGUAUCUGGCUCUCAGGGGUCCCCCACCAAGCCCGGAUCCAGUGAGGAGCCCGGCCCGCCACGGCCUCCCCUCCCCAAAGCCUACGUCCCCCUGGAGUCUCCUCCCACCGUGCCUCCACUCCCUAGCGAAAGCCGCCUCUGGCCAUACCCCACCUCCCCUUCCUGGCACCGCGGUGGCGAGACAGCCAGGGGUCAGCCCAAGGCAAGCUAUGAGCCAAGCAAGAAAGACCCCCACCAGACAUCACCCCUGGACACCACUAAAGACAUCAGCCUUGUGCCCACCAGGCAAGAGGUGGAGGCAGAGAAGCAGGCAGCUCUCAACAAAGUUGGCAUUGUGCCCCCCCGGACAAAGUCACCCUCGGAUGAAGAGAUGACCCCGUCAAGGGUGGUGAGGAGGACCACCAACAUGCUCACCAAUGGACUCUCCUCCCGGCAGGAGCGCCCCAAGAGUGCUGUGUUUCCUGGCGAGGGCAAGGUCAAGAUGAGCGUGGAGGAGCAGAUCGACCGCAUGCGGAGGCACCAGAGUGGCUCCAUGAAGGAUAAACGGAGGAGCCUGCAGCUCCCAGCCAGCCCGGCCCCCGACCCCAGCACCCGGCCCGCCUACAAAGUGGCCCGCCCCCAGGUGCGCCGUCACCGCAGCAUCCAUGAGGUGGACAUCUCCAACCUGGAGGCAGCUCUGCGGGCAGAGGAGCCUGGCGGGCAGGCCUACGAGACACCGCGGGAGGAAAUUGCCCGGCUCCGCAAAAUGGAGCUGGAGCCCCAGCACUAUGAUGUGGACAUCAGUAAGGAGCUCUCCACCCCAGACAAAGUCCUCAUCCCUGAACGGUACAUCGACCUGGAGCCUGACACUCCCCUGAGCCCAGAGGAGCUGAAGGAGAAGCAGAAGAAGGUGGAGAGGAUCAAGACGCUCAUUGCCAAGUCCAGUAUGCAGAACGUGGUGCCCAUCGGCGAGGGGGACCUUGUGGACGUGCCCCAGGACUCAGAGAGCCAGCUGCAGGAGCAGGAGAAGCGGAUUGAAAUCUCCUGUGCCCUGGCGACCGAGGCCUCCCGCCGGGGCCGCAUGCUGUCUGUGCAAUGUGCCACCCCAAGCCCUCCCACCUCCCCUGCCUCCCCGGCUCCACCAGCCAACCCCCUAUCGUCUGAAUCCCCACGGGGCGCCGACAGCAGCCAUGCCAUGCGGGUCUGAGCUCUGACUGCAAGCCCUGGCUAAGGCCAACGCCAUGAAGCUCCACAGAGCCACGUUCUGAAGCCCACCUCUGCCCACCUGAGGUCCUGGCUCCGCACCCUGGCCCCCCGGCCUCCCUGCCUCUGCGCUCCCAUGGGAGUGCCGCAGGGAGCCAGGCUAGGAGCAUGGGCACCUCAGUGUCCACACACCCACGGUGCCCGGCCCAAAGCCCUCGCUACUCAGAUGGUGGUCCUCGGCCAGGGCGCGAGAUGGCGGGGUGAGCAGCGCCAUCCUGUCUGAUGCCCACGGCACAGGGAGCCCAGGCCUGCCUCUGGCUGGGGUUGUGAUGGCCCGGCUGGAACAUUCCCUGAUGGAGGAGAUGCUCUGAUGGGGAACGGACCCUGGGCUGUCUUAGCUUAGGACUCCUCCCGACGCCGAGGACAGCACCUGCCAUCAUCCCCGCCCCCGUCAACCCGCCCUGCUGCCCCAGCUGUCCCCAGGGUCUUGGCGCAUCUCUGCUGACGGGUGCUCCUUUGGGGUCCAAUGGAGACUGACCACCUUGCCUGAGCCAAAGACAAGAUGACGAGAGAUGGGGAGAGGCUCCUGGGCUCCCAGAGGACAGUGCUGGCUGUGGAGAGAGAGCGGCAGGUCUGUGCAGUGUCUGAGGGCAGGUUGAGAAGAGGGAGCAGAGCGAGAGGGCGAGAUCUCAGGAAAGUGGGAGGAAAGGGAGGCAGCAGGAAGCAUGCACGAGGAGGAGGAGGAGGAGGAGGAGGAGGAGGAGGAGGAGGAUGGAGAUGAGAAGGGGCAUGGGAUUGGUUUUCCCAGGAUGGAGCCUUAGGCUGGUACCGAGUACAGUGCCAGGCUGUCAGCUUUGCUCCUCCCACCUCGUCCCCAGGAUCGGCAGGGCUGCCAGCAGGAGGACCCCACAGUGCCGCGGGGAUGGCGGUGUGAGCUGAGGGGCUGGGGGCAGCAGCCUGGGAGUCGGCUCUUUCUAGGUCUGGGCCUGAUGCCGGCCUCCCCAUCCCAGGGUCAGGAGCAGAGCGAAGGACCUGUCUUAAGGAGGAUGUGGUCAGCCUUGGGGCCUUUCCUAACCAUUUCUGUGACAUUAUCUUGUCUCCUUCCCCCUGGAAUGUGCUGUGGGCCAGCUGGGAGUGGGUCCCAGGGAAAGGGAACGUGGCCGGGUUCUGGGGCCCUCCCCUGCAUCCCAGGAAUCCCAGAUGAGGACAAACUGAGGCUGUAAGGCAGGUGUCCCUUCUAGCGUGGCGCUCUCACAGCCCACCCCCACCAGAGGGCCAGUGGUGGAGAGACAAAAGCAAAGCCCGUUCUUCUCGGCCCCGCCCACCUCGAGAGGAAUGUAGCCAGAGAGGAUGGAUGAGAAUGAAGCCGAACAGCCUCGGCCCCUAGGCCUUCUCUUUGCCAGAGUUGCUGCCCAGAGACUUCAGCUCAACCUCCAGCGGCCCCAAGAACGACUACUUUAUCUUCCACCAGUUCCUCUCCACUCCUCCAUGACUGGGACAGUUACUGGUUCAUAUGCAAGUAAAGAUGACACGUCAUUCAACAAGUACUUAUUGAGCACCUUUUAUGUACCAGGCGCUGUUCUAGGUGCUGAGGAUAGUCUCAUGCUUCUGAGGGAUUCCAGAUGGAGGGGAUUCCACUUACCUUCAUUUCUGGCAGGUUUUUUGAACAUGACCCUUGGCUGCAUCUCCCAUCUUUAGCACAGUUCUAGCCCCCCAAACUUGCCCUUUCUCCCCCAUAGACCGGAAGAUGGGGUUGGCUCCCAGGUAACCCUCUCUCCCUUCUUCAUCUCUCACAUCUUCUCCAUCCAUAAGAAACAGAUGUUUCGGGGCUUCCCAUGCCUUCCCCUUUUUGGUCUGUCUCUUUUUUUAAGUGAUUAUUUUUUGAAAUACCAAGGAUUAAUGUCCACUCCUCUGCCACCUCUCUCUCACCUCUUGUUUCAUAAAGCUGGCUCUUUAUGUUGCUUUACAUGCCUUAAUAUAUGUUUUCUGAAGAUUAUACA
This is a messenger RNA of Vicugna pacos (alpaca), 8142 nucleotides long. NCBI's taxonomy places the organism in Eukaryota, Metazoa, Chordata, Mammalia, Artiodactyla, Camelidae. The record is from RefSeq and is a predicted model, not a curated record.